Molecule: messenger RNA, 834 nt
Organism: Pestalotiopsis fici W106-1
Lineage: Eukaryota; Fungi; Ascomycota; Sordariomycetes; Amphisphaeriales; Sporocadaceae
Exons: 1
Coding region: 1-834 (277 amino acids)
Cellular component (GO): cytoplasm
Molecular function (GO): aldehyde-lyase activity
Source: RefSeq, a predicted model, not a curated record
AUGGGCUCAUUAAGCACAAACGUCAGCGCCUCCAACCCGUUCCGGGAUCGUAUCCUGGCGGGCGAGGUUUGCGCCGUCAUGUCGGUCAAGGUGGUGCUCAGCAACGAAAUCGCCAUGAUGACCAAAAUGGCCGGGAUCCACGGCAUGUUCAUCGACAUGGAGCACUCGUCGAGCGACCUGUCCCAAGUGGCCCAGCUCAUCCUGGCCUGCACCUACGCGGGCGUUUCGCCGCUGGUCCGCGUCCCGUCCCAGUCCCCGUGGCACAUAAGCCGGGUGCUCGACUCUGGCGCCGCGGCCGUCAUUGUCCCGCACGUCGAGACGGUCGACGAGGUCAAGGCCCUCGUCCGCGCCGCCAAGUACGCGCCCCUGGGCGCCCGCGGCUGCGCCAACAACCAGCCCAUUCUCCACUUCCGCUCGCUGCCGAGCCCGGUGCAGAACGAGGUCCUGAACCGCGAGACCAUGCUGAUCCCCAUGAUUGAGACGCCGGGGGCCGUGGACCUGGCCGAGGAGUUUCUGAGUAUCGACGGCGUCGACGGCAUCCUCAUUGGCUCCAACGACUUGUGUUCGGAUUAUGGCAUCCACGGGCAGUACGACAACCCCAUUUACCAAGAUGCCGUGACCAAGAUUGUGCUGGCGGGGAAGAAAUACGGCAAGCCCAUUGGCAUUGGCGGCAUCGGCGGACGGGCGGAUCUGCUGGAAAAGUGGUUUGCCAUGGGCGCCUCGUGGUCGCUCAGCGGUGGUGACCAGGCCAUGCUGCUGGCUGGUUUGAAGGCUUUGGGCGAAAAGUACAAUGGCAUCAACGAGCGGGUGCAAGAGGCACGCAAGUCCUCGUAG